AUGGAAGAAGAACACGUGGAGCCAUUUAAGGAAAGUUCAGAUCUCUGCCAACAACCCAUGGAUUGUCCCUCCCACUUAUAUCACUCGCCUACUUCAUCACCGCCAUCUCUGCUUUUGACGUACGUCACGAAGGCCUUGAAGCCCGUCACCCUCUUUGCCCUUGUUUACUUCAUGAUUAUUGUCCUUUCCCUUGUGUCGCUCAUAACCCCAAAGCCACAUGAGGUGGUUGGAAUCCUCGUCACGAUGCUAACCAGGGAGGAAGAGGCGUUAGGCGCGGCAUGCGUGAGGGUCACAAUGAAGUGCUUAAUGGUUUUGAUUGAGUUUUGUCUAAAUAGUCCAUCAAAACAUGUGGUCUGUGUCAAUAGAAUUGAAGAGAACGAUUGGCCUUAG
This is a messenger RNA of Sphenostylis stenocarpa, 390 nucleotides long. The record is from the annotation of a GenBank genome assembly. Lineage: Eukaryota; Viridiplantae; Streptophyta; Magnoliopsida; Fabales; Fabaceae.